CGGAGGUUGAUUGUCCGGACGAACGACGGGAUGAUCAACACGAUGCCGGGCGCGCCGAGCCAUGGUGACCUUGGCGGCUCGUCUGGACACGACGUCGCAGUAGUUGGUGCAAAUUGUCUUCUGGCACAAGCAGACGACGACCUGGAUGAGGACUUUGGUGAAACUACAGAAAGUUUUCAUCAUCAACAUUAUGUUGACGCAGCUUAUGGAUACGGCGCACGACGAAGACGCCGAACUGCCGUGGAGCGCAAACCCAACCGCACCGAGAGUACAAGAAGCCUUUUGCAAGAAUCAAAGCGAAGAAGCGAAAUGCACGAAAGGAAAGCUGAAAACAAAGCGAUGCGAGAUCAAGCCAAGCAGCGGCUGCAGGUGCGGUUGCGAAGCCUGUACGACACUUAUCUUACCCGUGUUGCCAUCCUGUUGAAGGACAUCCAAAAGAAACGGAACCGCUAUCACGCGGAGACAACUACGAUUCUGAAGCCUAGUCGUCCAGCUCCCACGCAGCUGAUAAAGAACGCUGCAGAGGUGGUCGUCGGAGCAAGCAGUUUCCACCGUGUCGGAACAAGCACAACGACAUCACAGAAAAAGGGCAUCGACAGAAGAACCCAGGAGAAGCUGUUGCGCAAGCUGGACUAUGAAGCAGGCAAAAAACACAACGAGAGUCGCGAACGCAGUGCGGCCGAGAUCGAGCGCAUCGUGGAAAGGGGCCUGAGCCUAUCAAGUGCAAAAAUGUCUGGGUCUGGAAACUUGUAAUGCUAAAAGUGAAUGAUAGGCGCACUGCAAUACGCAGCUAGGCAUGACAAAUUUUUUCGCUGCCAUGUCUUACGUAUUCCGCAUUGCAAACUGCGUUUUCGCAUGAAAGGUAAUAGGGCCUUUUGGUGCCUAUGCAACACAGAUUCUCGAAUCAUGCCAGACAAGCAUGACAAACUUGCAUUCUACUUCCAGACCCAGACACUUUUACAUUUGAUAGAGCAAGAGCCUCUACCGGUACUGCGGGACGGGGAGCGGCUGCGGGGACGAACUACCUGCGCGCCGCAGUGGGGGAAACAACGUGGCUCAGGAUCAUGAAGAAGGUGCGCAUCGUCGUGAGGAUCACCUGCACGAGCUGCAGCAGCACUGCAGCACCGAGCUGGAUCAUGAUCCUCUCGUCGACCAAGAAGAGCAGGAUGAGGAUGUACUAAGUGCUAGUGCUGAACAAGAAGCACAAGGACAAGCAAAAGCUGCACCGAUAAAUCGCCAGGACGACGAAAAAAACCAGAACGAGCAGGCACGUCUAUCGCGAGGAGAACACAAAUAUCACCUAGAUCAACCUGCUGAACGUCGAUGGCAGCACCCGCGGUUCGCACCUGCCGGUCAGAAGCUCGUGCAGGCAUGCAAUAUUUUCCGCCGCUUUUUGUACCUCAAAGCCGAACUGGAGCACAAAAAGGAAGUAGAAGAACACGUAGCUCCCUAUUCUUCAGAAGAAUUCAUUCUCGGUAAAAAUAAAAGUUGUUCUUUCAACAUCAGUGCAACUACAAGGUACUACGGGGACGAUGUCGAACCGUGUACGAACAAGAGAACUUCCAGCUCAGGGACUUGGACUUCUAUCGGGAGGGUACAAGAAGAACAAGUCGGGAAAAAGCGGGCACCACACCUUGAUGAUGGAACGAGGAAGCGAAAUCAUGGUGAUGUCGUGGCCCGGGCGCUGCACCAAUUUUGGAAUAACUCGCUGACUCUGUCUGACCAAGCUGCUCUGCUAAGUGUCUGCGACCACGUGGCCACGACACACCAGAACGCGAGUGCUGGAACCGAACGAAAAUGUCGAAGCACUGGUGCGCGUAGAAGGUCUAGGAGCGGCGCGAAGAGGAACGGAACUCGAAGACCGGCAAGAGGCGCAGGCCUCGCCUUCGUUCAUCCCGACGACGAAGACGACUACACCGCAUCUUCCGAAGCGGAGUUUUCCUCCGAGGUUCGACCGGCAGGAGACGAUUUCCGACGGGCGGGCGGCGAAAUUGGUAGAAUUGCCUCUGGCAGCACGACGAGGAAGAGGAACAGCAGUGGAGCAGGCAUUACUAGGAAUUGCAAAAGUUGUGUCGCGCUCGUACUGAUUUUGAGAGGUCGUGCAUUACAAGGGUGUAGAUUUUUCCUCGGAUCAACAAACUCGAACCCCAUUUGCCAACAUGCUGAGGAGAAAACUUGUGAUGCAUUGCGAUUUCCAGCUCCACUAGUCCUAGUGCCAUACUUUUGCAAUGGAUAGUUGCAAGCCGUAAGCAAAAAGAUUUUGACCCGCAGCCCCUUCCGCAGCCGCGGAACCUGGAGAGAUUGAUCCGGUGCUAUCUGCGCUCAUGUGUAACGACAGCGACUGCGGAGCUUGACGCCCUGCGAUCCUCGUUUUGCCAGGUCGAGUCUAACUACCGUGCGGGACUGCAGAGGCAGGUCGACCGCGACAAGGAGCAGCAGGCCCUGCGCAAAAAACGGCAGCAGUACAAGCGGGAAGUGGAGACGAAACGAGAAGCGGUUCAACAUCUCCAGGGGUACAACAGAAACCUCAGCAAGGUCCCCGAGGACGGAAAUUACAACCCCGACGGUCAUAUGCAUAGGAAAAUUUUUCUAGGUCUGGAAGAAUGCAGUAUGUCAUGCUGUUGCUAUAGAUAAUACCAUGCAUACGUAAUAAAUUUGAAUCGUAUUCGUAGGUACAAAAAUCUGUCUUUCAUGAACGCCAAAAGUUACCCAUUUCUUGCCACGCAAAACGCACUUUUCUCUUGCGGAGUAGACAUUAAGAAGCUCUUGCGCAGUUGUCUGCGAUGCUCUCGUGUUGUGCAUUCUAGAGUAUCUGUGUGAUCCACGAGAUGCAUGAUAUAUCAGCACACGCAUCUCCCAGAGGUUCCAGAAACAUUUGCAGUUGAUAGACAGUCGAAAUGAUCCUGAUCCAUUUCUUCACGACGCCGACGGCCGCCGAGUAAUGUUUGCUGCAGCCUCAUCCGCAGUUUCCCGCCACAAAGGUGCAGCAGCUCGUGGAACAAAUAACAGCGACGAGGACGACGAUCGUGCAGGUUAUGGAGAGGACGCCGACAGUCUUGCUCUGGACUCCGAACUGGAUAUCAGCCCGCAGGGGAAUACGGACUUGGCUAGUGACGCGCUCGGCGGUCGUUUGGGCUGCGAGCCGGUUUUACACGGGCAGCAGACUGUUGCGCAGCAGCUCGGAGCAGUGGAAGAGAAGUCGACCCCGGCGACGAUUUGUCCGGGGGCGGCGGGCGGUACUCAAGCAGGCGAGGGCGGAAAAUUUCCCAAGGAGCAAAGCGCCACGAUACGGCGCCGGGACGAGGCCCUGAAGAACUUUUAUAACCAGGACUUCACGAAGAUGACGUCUGCAGACAGGAGCGAAAAACUUUUCACACUGAGCGCGCAGAGGCAGAAGGCGGCGCGGCAGGAUGUGGAGAAACACAAGCGGUUCCUAGAGCAAAUGAAAAAGCGGCGCAGCACAAUGAAAAAGACGAAAGACCGCGAGGCCCUGGAUAAGGAGAUCCGGAAAGUAACGCUUAAGAUAAACGGUGGCGAUCUGUUGGAAAUCGAGGAUCUCAGGCAAGGAGAAAAUUGGACGGAUCUUUUGCAGGGACAUAUGUCCGCUCUGCAGGACCACAAGCUCGAACAGGAGUGGCACAAGAAUUACAUGCUCGAUGCGCAAUAUGAUCGUGAGAAAAAAAUGUCUCAGUCUCACCUUUUGUUUAGCUUCCUUGACUUGAGACAGUCAUGCCCCACAUGUACGACAUUCGUGUCGUCUUUUCUACGAAUGUGUUUUCCGUUGUCGUGUCAGACGUUGAUUGUGCUUUGCAGUUCUAUUUGUUUCCGUGUCAUGCUGUUGAGCAUAUUGGUUCUUCUCUUGUAUUCCGGAGUCUGCAUAAUGUUUGAGACUCAGACAGUUUUUUCUUGCGAUAUGCGAAACGUCUUGCGCGUGCACUCAGGGUACCGAGAGCACCACCUGCUGCGAGAGCAAAUGCGGGGAGAAAUUAUGGGGAGAAAGCUGCAGGUCGUGCGGCACGCGGCAUCUUCAGGCGGGCUCGCCAAAGCGAUGGCGAUGGUGAUGCCCCAGCCGCCGCCGCGCGAUCCCUACUGGCGCCUGAUUCCGAAGCCGGAUCCACGGAACCUGCAGCGGGGCAGCUGCACCGAGUUUGAAUACGUUCCCUGGAACUUUCGGAGCACAAGAGAGUUGCACGUUAUCCGUGCCUAUCAAAUGCAAAUUCUAGAUAUGCGUCUGGGUUCUUUGGAAGAGUGCACGUGCAAGGCCUGUCAUGCUCAAUAAAGCACACUGACACUCAUCAAGUCCUCCAUCAUGCGCAUUUAUUACCGAAAAGGCAGAAGCAGGCCCCUCUGUCUAGUUUGAAACCACACAGGAGAGGCAGAUUCGGCAACAAGCAGAAGCAGCUCAAAAACUUGUCAUGCUUUGCCAUAAUUGAUCGAGGCGAGGCCGUUCUUGUGAUUUUUCAGUAAACACCAUCACAAGUUUCUCGACUCAGACGCAUGCGCAAUCCAUAGUGCCUGUCCCAUUACUACGCUGUCCUUGAUGCGGCACCGGGAAGAGCAGGAAAGAGAAAAACACAUACAGAGCCAACUCAGGUUCGAACGGAUGACGAGGCAGGCCGUUGCUCCUGGCGGGAGACGGGGUCAUCCGCCGGAAGGAGCAAAAUGGGACGACCACGACCAGGAAGAGCACCUGUGCCAGCAUAUCAAAGGGAAAAAAACCCCCUCCUCGUCCCUAUACUAGUCAAGAUGACAAGGCUGCUAGACAAACCAACAAGCUUUGGUUGUUCCGCAUGACAAGUUUGGCCACAUAGUGGGAUCCUGUCGAGCAAGUUCAGCAGCGUCACAGAUAAUUUAAGUAGCGCAUCGUGGUGAUAGAAGAUUGGGACAUCAACACAAAUUGUUCCGAAACAUGACUAGAAAAUGCUUCUCAUGGGGCUCUGCUGGAGAAAUAUUAUGAGCAUGCAGAUUUGCAAUUGCAUCACAACUAUGGGGUCGCGGGGACGUUUUUACAUAGGAUACAGAAGCUCCAGUCUUCACGAGGGCACCACGUGAAGAACCUGCAGGAGUGGCAGCUGGCCGAGUCGGCCGCUCGUCAUUCAUUUUACGGUAAAGAUCAUCGUUCUCAGCACCCUGGCGCAGGCACGACCAACAGCAGUACCAAAAGAUGGGGAGCGGCAGGCGCCGGUGGAGUUCAUCUGCUGCAAAGAGGGGAGAACCAACACCACCAACCAGCUGCGCGCCACCCGCUGCUGUUUCAGUACAACCUCAUGGUGGACGAGCCACCGCCUAACCCGCCCGAGCUGCAGCUGCUCUUGGAAGAAGACGGAUCGGAGGACGAGGAGUUGCUAAACGAGGAAGAAGACGACGAGGCGCGCACCUACCGGGCCAUGAACGAGCGGCGGGAAGAGCAGGAGGAAAAGGAAGCCAAGGAAGAUAUUGCAAGGAAAAACUCCCCCUUCCCAAAUUGAAAACGCAUCCUUCUGAAAAUCUGUGAUGCAGAUUUGUGACCACAAAUCGGGUCCGUCUUGCAAGCAGGCACGCUCAGGCUAUCCCUCACGCUAUUCAGGCGAUUUGUAAUGCUGUAAGGCCUACAGAGUAGCGUAGCCGUCGACCAUGCUGGGUGCCUAUAACAAAAGGCCCCCGCCUAGGCUCAGGAUCUGCGUGCAUUCCUGUACAACUGCAACGCAAAUCUGAUUUGUGUAUCCAAAUCCAGCGUCAGAAACUUCGCUUCGAUAUGGAGACGGGGGAAUUUUCCUCACAAUAGAAGAGGAGGAACAGACGGAGUCCAGCACGGACUCGGACGACGUGGGACCCCGGUCGUGGUGGCAGCGGCGCUAUCCUGUGCAAAAGUAUCGUACUCGUAUUGCAAAUCAAGCAUUGCAAAUCUUUUUCUUGAGGUAAAUCCGCAUUACAAAUUUCAUUUCUCAUUCUGAGGAAAUUUGCAAUGCAUUUAUACGAAUGCGAUACUUCUGCAGUGCAUAGGCGCGGCAAGCACAAGGUCGGACCAGACGAUGGCGACGGAGCAGCUGGAGCGGAUGCGUUCGGGAGUCAAAAGAUAAUUUCCUCCAAGAAUCUUCAUACGAAGCACGACAAAAAUGACACUGGCAACAAGAACGCAACGACCAAUAACGACUUUGAGUCGGUCACUAGCCUCACCACUGAUAGCAGUUGGUCCUGGUCUCCAUCUGAAGACGAUGACUCUCGCUGGGGCGGCAAAAAUACUCGCCGGCCUGCGAGAAGGUUUACUUCUAUCGAUGUGCAAAGCUCUUCCUCGACAUCCUCCGGAACAACAAGAGAGGAUGAACAGAAGUGCAAUGUUGAAGUGGUUGCCAGCAGAGCAGGCAGUACUCCUGUGAGAGCGAAGAUCCGCGGUGGAACUACUACAACCAAUAUUACACAGCAUUGUCCGACAAACACGUCAGCCGCCCUCGCCCAAAAUAGCAGUUGUGGCUCCGCGGAGCUGCAGGAUGAAGAGCGUGCAAGCCUCGAGGCCGUUGCGGUCGACGGUGCAGCUGGAGCUGGACCAGAGGUGGCAGGAGCGGUUUCAUCUAUUUAUUUUCGCAGUAGUAAAACUAGCACGACCAGCAGGAGAGAGGACGAGGACUUCUGCGCAGUGGGCGAGCAAGAACUGCAAGAGAUGACCACUGCGGUGGAAAGAACUUUGGCGUGCAAUGAUGAGGCUGAGACUUCUCUGCCUCCUGCUGCUGCUGCAGAGCAGCGCCAGCCGCAGUCCUUCUUGAUGUCCGCGCCGGGAAUGUUGUUUGAGGAAAAACAUAAAGAUAUCACCACUUCUUCUUCUAGCGAAAGACACGAACAAAAAAUGAUACCAGCGGAACAACAAGAUGAACAUGAACUACAGAAGGGCCAACAACAAGGGCUGUCCGAUUGCAGUACUAGUUUGCUCGACGCUGCUCUCUUCAAUACUGAUCCUCCAAUCUUGAUGAAGAUGCCACGACCAGCGGCGAACUUUCCCGUAGCGGCUGAAAACGGCCGUGACCUUGUCGCGGAAGCGGAACCGGGAGGUCCAGCAGGAGCGCUCUUUCCCGUAGGCGCGGAAGACGACCGUCAUCAAGUAGAUUUUGUCGCGGAUGAACAGGAGCUGGCGGUCUCUGGUUUACGCUGAGUAAAAACGUACCCACACCAGAGUUGUAAUGCAGAUUUGCAAAGACAGGAAGACUUGUAAUGCGCAUCCCCAUGAGAGCCAAGUCCAAUCGUGUUUUGAAAUUUGUGAUGCUGUGAACAGGAUGAGCAGAUGAAUCUGUGAUGCGGCUGCAUUUGCUAACCUGCACUACACUACGAACUGCAACUUGUCAUGCGUGAUUCACAAAGCUCCUAGGUUUGUGUUGCAGAAUCCCCAUCCUGACUCUGGUGUGGGUACGUUUUUACCCAGGAUAUGGCUGUCCUGCACUUCUUUCUACGUCCCCAUUUUUGCAGCUACAAGAACUACCGCCACCUCCCGCGACACCGGCAGCUGCUGCGGUGGAGGUGGUCAUUAAGCCUGGUGCCAAUGAACCUCACGACUGCACCAGCUACACGACACAAGCAAGAAGGAGAACCUCUACCACAGCUCCCGCUGGUCCUGGGGAGCAAGCUGCACAUGAGGACGGCCCUCAAUCUUUCGACCCCGUUGUCGUUGUUUCCCCGGCACGCUACGCGGCGAACUUGCUUCUGGAGAGGAAUUCGAAUUCUCAUGGAUUUGCGCCCGCUCCAGGUCCUGCAGCUCUUGCGCCCCCCGAUGAUGUUGGCGGAGGUGUAGCUGUUUUGUCAGGAAGACUGACGGGUAAGGAUGAUGUGAAUUUUGUACGGGUCGGCCACGGGUCCGGGCACACCGGGCAGCCGAGUUUCGAAACGAAUUCCAACGGACUGAAAAAUACUGAUUCAUCAGCUGGCACUAUAGGUUCCCCUUCUUUGAAUGAAGUACUUGUCGCGCCGCCCCCCUCCACGUCCUUUGUGGACUACACAGACCUUCUGCCCCUGGUGGCGGAUCAGAGAAGUGAAAGGAAGAAGCUUCGAAUGAAAUUCCGGCUGCUCGACUGCAGCGCGAUUGCGACGAAUCGGAUGGAACUUUUGCGCGCCGGGGAUGAUGCACAAGAAGUAGAUGCUGUAGCGGCCUUACAAGUCGCUGCUUCAUCGUCCGCACGCACAGCCGCUGCAUCAAAGCGAGACCAGAAGUUAUUUUCUGCGAGCAGCAACAGCAUAUACGUACGACAGCUCCGCGCCCGGAUCCGCAAGGAGCUCAGAUUGCGUAGGAGGCAGCUCCUUGCUCAGCAAAAAAAUCAUGUAUAUGCGGCUAGACGAGGAAACGAAAGUGCCAAGAUUGACUCGUCAUCUUCCUCUUUCACAGCGGAAGAAGUAGAACAACACGAACGUCCAACUGUGGUGGUGCCUUUGCUGCGCAAUUUUUUUCAGGCUGCGCGCGAAUUGUACGAACUCGAGCAAGUUAUGAUAGUGCACAGCUCGUCGUCGUCCCCCUCUUCGUCAUUUGUCAUCCACCAAAGUGGUGCCACAGUCAAAGCCUGUCCGGGUCCUUUGAGCAUGUUUGCGUUAGAAGUCGCGGACACCCAAACUGCACUACAUUCCGGAUGCCGAUUUGAUGUCAUGCAAAAUCUGCAUCCUGUACAUACACAUAGGUUGUAUAUCGUUUCUGUUGCUAGAAAUGCUAUGCGAAUGAGGGGCAGGGGAGUUCUUGUGCACUCUCAUACAGGUUGAGCUUCUUUCACGAAAAAGACCUACUUCGGCUAUCUUGCCGUGUCUAUUCCAACUCGGCACCGUCCUGCGCGGCGAGCUCUUACGUGCCUGCCAGCCGUUCGCCUGCCAUAUCAAAAGAAAAAAGUUCGUCACGAUCACUCAUGGGCAUUUUUGCAAUACAAAAUUGUCUGUCAUGCGUAAAAAUGCAUCACAGCCACACUUCAUAAGGGAUCUCCCUAGUGUUUCUGCAAUACAAGGAGAAGCUGCGAUGCUAGACAAAGUUGUAAUGCAAAACCUGCAACUUCGUGACUGUGACAAACUUUUUUCUCUCCAUAUGCCACCGAACCACGCUACUAGUGAUCACCCAGGCGUUCCGGGACCUCAAUCGUGUGUUUCUUUUCUCCGCCAUGUCUGCGUCGCCUCAAGAGGGCCCGACGACUAUUAACGUGGCAAAGACCGGGAAAAUAAUCGUAGGCGACGCCGACGACAGUGCUGGUGGAACUUCCUCCCUGCCGCCUGUUUUUCAAGCAAAGUACCUCUCUAUCCCCCCUGCAAUAUGACAAUCAAAAGUGCGUCUCCCACCAGAACUUGGCUGCAUUUGUAUUGCAAAACUUCGUGAUAAAAACACUGCCCAUCUUGGUCUUGCAUGUGUCCUCAGCGUCACAAAUUUUUGAUGGCGAAUAGCAAAAGUCUGUGCUGCAAAACAUGACAGCAACAGCCGUGUCUGUUAUGCAAGAGAUACAUUGUGCUCUCUGGGUUCUGGAACGAAAGACUCGCAGUCCUUUUUUUCAUGCAAGACAGAAACUUUGACUUUCAUGACUAUCUGCGUAAAGGUUUCCGAAUAGGUUGCGUCUGAGAUUGGGGUCGGACUAGCAAGGUACUUCAAAAUCAAAUUCAGCCUGCAUUACCAUUUGAAAAUCUACUUAUAUGCAUCAGAAGAUUUUGCAACUUCCGUUGUGGGGCCGCUUUUCAUUUUGAUAGGCGCCUGAGGUUCGUUUGCACCAGAUUUUGCGGAAACGCUUGGCCGGCAACUCGUCGUCGACGCUGGGAAUGCUCCGGCACCUGUGCGACAGACUUGCGCGUAUACCCAUGCGAGACCUGCCGCAAACACAACAGCGAGGCGGUGGAGAGCAAUCUGUAGCUGCACCAGGGGACGACCAGGACGUGGACGCCGAGGCGGAGGACCCGGUUCUUUCCUCGUCAUCCAAAGAAAACGACGCAGCUGCGGCUGUAAAAAGUCAGAAAGCAAUCAAGGGCAAUCUGGCUCGGGAGGCCGUCCGCCGAGCCAGACAUGCCUGCUUUCGGCAUGCGGUGAGCGCCCAGGAGACUCGUCAAGCGACAGUGAUCUUCGCAUCUCCCACACGACCACCAGUUGUAGCCGAUCAGUGGCGAGGUGUAGAAGUAGUUGCUGAAAGAGGUGGUAGUUGCCAUAAGCAGAAAGCUGUACUACCUGCUCGUCAAAGUGGUACAAGAUCUUGUUUGUCUCCGCGCGAUGUCGGUGCGGAGGAGCAAAGUGCUCCGUGGUUCAACGUCGUCGUGGGCGGCGGGGGGAUAACGAGAAGUGCCACUAGUUGUAUUAACUAGAGAUGAAUUCGUUCUGGCUUCUGUCGCUACGACCCCUUGCUAAAAUUUCGGUGUCUACUUCGAAAACGUUUUCUCGACGAGCGUGCCGCGGAAGUAAAGAUCCACACGUUGUGCGGCGGGGAAAACCGGGACUGUGGCAGUGCUUCAGCUUCCUCUAGCAGCUGUAGUUUUGUUUCCUCGCGCAUUUUUCAAAAUUUAAUUCUGAUUAUGCCUUGCCAAUAUGUCUUGGACUUGGUCUGUGCAGACUGGGUCAUGCUGGUUUUGCAUCAUGCCCCGGAAGGGCGGGGGCUGGAAUGCAGAGUCUAGUCUUGAGUCACAGGUUAUGUGAGAGGCUCACACGGCCUGCUUCUCAUUCUCAACGUGAGAAAUGAUCUCUCAGCGUAGCCAAAAGUGGGACCUUUUGCUGCUCCUGCGUGCCAAAUUUUUGUGUCACUGAAAAAGACGAACAUCACAAGUUUGCACCGUUCCAGACCCAGACAUGUUUGCAUUUGAAAAAGAAUGUUGACGCGACGACGAUUGGUAUCCACACCCAGGAAAAAUGUGCGUCAAGUGGAGACUUGUGUCGCUUCCGGAGCAGCCCAUGCAACAACGGUACAAUUGUCAUGCCAGGCACCCAUGUUAGUAAAAGAAACUAGACGUGUUUCUUGUCAGUGCCUCAUUUUCGCAAAUUAUUCCGAACUUGUCAAUUUCAAAUGUGACAAUCCCAUACGAUUUGAUAAUUUUAUCGUAACUUUUUUGUUCAGCGAGCGUCAGAGGGAUCUUUUCAGCCAAAUUAUCAACACAUAAACGAGAAUCGAAAUCCCUGCCCUUGAGCACGAUAUUGUAAAAAUGCAUGUCUAGGCAGCGCGCCUGACGUCGCAGUUGCUGUGGGUUGAUAAUAAUUGAUUCCAACAUGAUGUAUAAAAAUGUUUUUAUUGACUGACACGACAAUGCCGAUGCCCACGAUUAGCUUUUGCAAUGUAAUAUUUCAAGUAUUGCAAAUCGAGGGAUCUACUUUUCAGUUUUGCUUUUGCAGCACGUAGAAACAACCCUUUAGAGGUACUUAGAAUUUGUGUCUAUCUUCUGGAAAAGAAUGCGCCCUUAGUACCUUCAUAUCAUGCAACCCAUUUUUCUGAUGGAAACUAAAUCGCCAAUACUAGAGUCAAGUCGCUUGCACUUCUUUCGUGCGGCGUAUUUGUAUAAUGACAGAGAAAUUUAUAGACAGGGAGUAGGGAGGACCCUGGAGGACCAGGGAGGAUCAGGGAGGAGCGUUCAUGUCUAUAUAGAAAAAGCAUUGGGCAUUUUUUCAAAAUGUUGUAUUCACCGAUUGCAUAGCGCAUUUUCGGGCCAAGGCUACUUCAGCUUUCUGAUAGCCAUACCAAUAACAACAGCGUGACGAAAUUGAACAACGACGCAAAUUGUUGAAGUAGCCACUUCAACAAUUGGCGUUGUUGUUCAGUUUGCAACGUGUCACGCAGUUGUUAUGGAAGUGGCUACUUCAAUUCGCACAGGCAAACUGUUGAAGUUGCCACUCCAAAAAUUUGCGCUGUGCAAAUUUUUGAGGUAGUCACCUCAACAAUUUGCGUUUUUGCUGUUGUUCGGUUUGGGUUUGCAACGUGUCGCGCAGCUUUUGUUGAAGUGGCUCUUUCAACUUCGCGGAAAGUUGAGGCAGCCACUUGAAUAGCAACUGCAUGACAAAUUGCCACAAUAGUGGCAAUCUAUUGAAAUGGAACAAAAAUUGUUAAAGUGGCCACUUCAACACUUUGCCUUCAACAAUUUGGGUUGUGCAAAUUCUUAAAGAGCACCAUACCGCCGCGAUUGGGGUUUUUAUGAUUUUUCGGCUUUCGGUUUUGGGUUUUAUAUAGCAAAAUCGCCUCCCUGGUCCUCCCUACCCUGGGGCCCGGGAUUUCAUAAAUUCUUCUGUAAUGAUGAAGCACACCUAGUAUUUGAGACGAGAAGGGGAACGCCCCCUGGGGCUCUGUCUUUCUUCCCUUUUUCUUUUCGUGUGUAGUUCUAACGGUCUGGACGCGGGUCGUGACUCACGUGCGGUCGCAAAUAAGAUAGAACUCGCCCGAGCUCAUGCUCACAUAUGUCUGGAAACGAAAUGCAACCACUACAACGGCUGCAGGGCGCAAUCUCUUUUAUGUAUCUAUGCAAGAAUGUGGUGCGUGGUCGGCCUAUGAGUGAAACACAGAUAUGAGCAGCAUGUAACAGAAAC
Molecule: messenger RNA, 12469 nt
Organism: Amoebophrya sp. A120
Lineage: Eukaryota; Dinophyceae; Syndiniales; Amoebophryaceae
Source: the annotation of a GenBank genome assembly